Pyrgilauda ruficollis (rufous-necked snowfinch) is the source of this 1597-nucleotide messenger RNA. RefSeq names its product solute carrier family 25 member 14 (gene SLC25A14). The transcript has 10 exons. Bases 253 to 1215 code for a protein of 320 amino acids. Gene Ontology annotation, biological process: mitochondrial transport. The record is from RefSeq and is a predicted model, not a curated record. Gene Ontology annotation, cellular component: mitochondrial membrane. NCBI's taxonomy places the organism in Eukaryota, Metazoa, Chordata, Aves, Passeriformes, Passeridae.
CGUGCCGGUUCUAGGCGCAAGGGGGAAUUUCCUCCCCGGAGCAGCCGGGAUCGCUCCGCGACAGCCGAGGGGCGUGCGGCGAGGUUGGGGUGAGAGCAGCCCCUGCGGCUUCCACCGUCCCGGCGCGGUGCCGCCGGGGCCGGCAGGGGGCACGCGCGGCACGGCGGUGAAGAGCCCGGUUCCGGCCGCGGUUCCGGUUCCGGUCCCGGCCCGGUGGCGGCGGCGCGCGCGGCGGUGUCCGCCCGCCAUGCGAUGUCCGCGCUCAACUGGAAACCCUUCGUGUAUGGCGGGCUCGCCUCCAUCGUGGCCGAGUUCGGCACGUUCCCCGUGGACCUCACCAAGACGCGGCUGCAGGUGCAGGGGCAGAGCGCCGACGCGCGGUUCCGCGAGGUGCGGUACCGGGGCAUGUUCCACGCGCUCUUCCGCAUCUGCCGCGAGGAGGGCGGACGGGCCCUGUACUCGGGGAUCGCCCCGGCACUGCUGAGACAGGCGUCCUAUGGCACUAUCAAGAUCGGGAUCUACCAGAGCCUGAAGCGGCUCUUUGUGGAUCGCAUGGAAGCCUUUUCAGCUGUGAGCUCCAUGCCUGGAUGUUUGUCUCCCUACAGGCCUGGGGCAGCCAGUGGCCUGGUGUCCUCUGGGAAGUGUCGUGAUGAAACGUUGCUCAUCAAUGUGAUCUGUGGGGUGGUCUCGGGGGUCAUCUCCUCUGCGCUGGCCAAUCCCACAGAUGUGCUGAAGAUCCGAAUGCAGGCUCAGGGCAGCUUGUUCCAGGGUGGGAUGAUUGGCAGCUUCAUUGACAUCUACCAGCAGGAAGGUACCCGAGGCCUCUGGAGGGGUGUUGUCCCCACGGCCCAGCGAGCGGCCAUCGUGGUGGGGGUGGAGCUGCCAGUCUACGACAUCACCAAGAAGCAUCUGAUCCUGUCAGGCCUCAUGGGGGACACCAUCUUUGCCCACUUUGUUUCCAGCUUCACGUGCGGGCUGGCGGGAGCCAUCGCCUCCAACCCCGUGGACGUGGUGCGGACGCGGAUGAUGAACCAGCGCGCGAUCGUGGGCAGCACCGAGCUCUACAAGGGCACUCUGGAUGGCCUCAUCAAGACAUGGAAGAGUGAGGGCUUCUUUGCACUCUACAAAGGCUUCUGGCCCAACUGGCUUCGUCUGGGUCCCUGGAAUAUCAUUUUUUUUAUCACGUAUGAGCAGUUGAAGCGCCUCCCCUUCUGAGAGCUGCCUUCAUCUCACCAGAGUCAUCCUCGGGGCUGGCAGCAGAGCUGUGCUGCCACCUCCCUCUUCAUCCCACUGUCCCCAUGUCGUGGUGUUUGGUCCCUGUGGGCUGGGCUCUCCCCACAUGCACGGUCCCUGGAGCACGAGCUGCCUGGCACAGGCGGGGGCCGCAUGUUUCCCACCCGGAGGUGUCUGUGUGCCUGAGCCUGCAGGAAUAUCUUCUAUGAAGAUCUGUGUGUUCCAGUGGCCUUUGGGGCACUGUGGCUCGUGGCUUGCAGGUGUGGGUCUCCUCCCGUGCCCGUGGGGCGGGGCCUGUGAAGGUGCCAUUGUCAUCAUGUUUCUUGCAGAACUUGUCACUUCAUUAAAUUAUUUAUUGACUGGA